Molecule: messenger RNA, 1290 nt
Organism: Durotheca rogersii
Lineage: Eukaryota; Fungi; Ascomycota; Sordariomycetes; Xylariales; Xylariaceae
Product: CTLH/CRA C-terminal to lish motif domain-containing protein
Exons: 2
Coding region: 1-1290 (429 amino acids)
Biological process (GO): proteasome-mediated ubiquitin-dependent protein catabolic process
Cellular component (GO): cytoplasm; nucleus; GID complex
Molecular function (GO): ubiquitin protein ligase activity; protein binding
Source: RefSeq, a predicted model, not a curated record
AUGGCCCUGUCACAGCUGCAGAAAGACCUGGACAAGCUCACAAGCUCUGCUAAGCUGUCCGACGCGGCCCGCGAUGUCGACAAGAUCAUCAACCUCCUCACUGCUGCCCGCGAAGGGGUGGCAGCAGCGAACGAUACCCACACCACGAGUCUGACCCUCACGAAACUGCAAAAUCCGAUAAAAGAAGAGCUCGAGGGGCUGAACAGCAAUCUAAAACAAGUGUACAAGGCGCAAACCGAAUUCAACAAGUCUCUCCGGUCCGCUUUCUCCAAAGCGAAGGGAAGCCUGCCCACCGAUUACGAUCCCAUGGAAUCGCAGUCGCACCUCAUAAACCGAGCCAUCGCCAUGCAUCUACUACGGGAGGGCCAAUUCGACGUCGCCGCCACUUUCAUCGACGAAGCGCAACCGCGGCCCGAAGCGACACCAGCCCCGCCUCCGCCCCCGUCGCAGUCGCUCUCCCACUCCUCCGCAUCAGCCGACACGGUCGUCGCGGACGCCGGCAUUCCUUCCGACAUAGCCUCCUUCCACUCCCAGGAUCUGCAGGCCUCCUUCGCCGACAUGUACGCCAUCCUCUCUGCGCUCAAGGCGCACAACCUCCUCCCGGCCAUAAGCUGGGCCAGGAAGAACUGCGUGGAACUCGAGGCCCGAGGCUCGACCCUCGAGUUCGAGCUCUGCAAGCUGCAGUUCGUAUGGCUCUUCAAGGGCCCCGCGACGAACGGGCUGCCCGACACGCCCGAGAACGGCGUCGCGGGGGCGUUCCAGUACGCCAGGGAGAACUUUGGCCGGUUCCAGCAGCGGCACCUGCGCGAGAUCCAGCAGCUCAUCUGCGCCAUGGUGUACCACACGAACCUGGCCGAGUCGCCGUACAAGCACCUGUUCGACAUCUCGCUCGCCUUCGACGAGGUCGCGACGUCGUUCACCCGCGAGUUCUGCUCGCUGCUGGGCCUGUCGGCCGAGUCGCCCCUCUACGUGGCCGCGACCGCGGGCGCGCUCGCGCUGCCCCAGCUCGUCAAGUACAACACCAAGACCAAGGCCAAGGGCACCGAGUGGACGACGGCGAACGAGCUGGCCUUCGAGACCCCCCUGCCCCGCAGCAUGAUGUACCACUCCAUCUUCGUCUGCCCCGUGAGCAAGGAGCAGACCACCGAGACGAACCCGCCCGUGAUCAUACCAUGCGGUCACGUGCUCGCGCGCGAGAGCUUGCAGCGGCUUGCUAAGGGCAGUCGGUACAAGUGUCCCUACUGCCCGAACGAAGGCGUCCUCAAGGACGCCAAGGAGAUCAUCCUGUAG